Aspergillus nidulans FGSC A4 is the source of this 1273-nucleotide messenger RNA. RefSeq names its product GTPase NPA3. Gene Ontology annotation, biological process: protein import into nucleus; nucleocytoplasmic transport; mitotic sister chromatid cohesion. The transcript is spliced from 2 exons. Gene Ontology annotation, cellular component: cytoplasm; nucleus. NCBI's taxonomy places the organism in Eukaryota, Fungi, Ascomycota, Eurotiomycetes, Eurotiales, Aspergillaceae. Gene Ontology annotation, molecular function: GTPase activity; GTP binding; ATP hydrolysis activity. The record is from RefSeq and is a predicted model, not a curated record. The coding region runs from base 83 to 1273 and encodes 396 amino acids.
UUCUUGGGCUGUGUUCUUGCUUGCGGAAUCUUCUACGAAUAAUUUCUACGAGAGCGUCCAGAUAACGUGGGAGUGACUCACCAUGGCGAAUUCACCUGUAGCCGUCGUCUGCGUCGGCAUGGCAGGCUCAGGAAAGACGACUUUUAUGCAGAGAAUUAACUCACACCUUCAUUCGAAGAAGCAGCCUCCCUACGUCUUGAACCUCGACCCUGCGGUCCACACAGUUCCUUUCGAAAGCAACAUCGAUAUCCGCGAUGCCAUCAAUUACAAAGAAGUCAUGAAACAGUAUAACCUUGGGCCUAAUGGAGGUAUCCUGACAUCACUCAAUCUGUAUGCCACCAAGGUUGAUCAGAUCAUCGCUUUGCUUGAAAAGCGCGCUGCUCCCAAUCCUGAGAACCCCGCCGCAAAGCCGAUCAAACACUUCCUGGUCGAUACUCCCGGGCAAAUCGAGGUCUUCGUGUGGAGUGCGUCCGGAAGCAUCUUGCUUGAGACACUGGCCUCAUCGUUCCCUACCGUGAUCGCCUACAUCAUUGAUACGCCCCGCACGAGCUCCACCAGCACCUUCAUGAGCAACAUGCUCUACGCCUGCAGUAUUUUGUACAAGACGAAGCUACCAAUGAUCUUGGUCUUUAAUAAGACAGAUGUUCAGGAUGCGGAGUUUGCCAAGGAGUGGAUGACCGACUUUGAUGCGUUCCAGCAGGCGCUGCGGGAAGAAGAGGAGUCGGGUCAAUUUGGAGGCGAAGGAGGAGCAGGAGGCAUGGGCGGAAGCGGCUACAUGGGAUCUCUCCUCAACAGUAUGAGCCUUAUGCUAGAGGAGUUUUAUCGACAUCUCAACGUCGUGGGUGUGAGCGCGAUGACAGGCGAGGGCGUUGACGAGUUUUUCGAGGCGGUCGAGGAGAAGCGCAAGGAAUUCGAAAGGGACUACAAACCAGAACUUGAGCGUUUGAAGAAAGAGCGUGAAGAGGCGCAGGCGAAGCAGCGAGAAAUUGAGCUUGGGAAGCUGAUGAAGGAUAUGAAUCUGUCUAGCUCCAAGGCCAAGGAGGAGCCUGAGACAGUUAGCGAAGCCGAAGAAGAGGAAGACGAACGAGUUGCAGCGAUGGGGAGAGCCUAUGAUCCUGAUUCGGACAGUGACGAGGAUUAUCCACCUCCGGCUGGUGACGACGAAGGACUCAGCCAGCGGUAUCAGAGUGCACUGGCAGACUCGAGAAGUGGGCCCUCAAAUGAAGACGCGAGCUUCAUGCGAUAUUUACAGCAGAGCAAUCUCAACGGGUAG